Messenger RNA from Coccidioides posadasii C735 delta SOWgp, 2036 nucleotides. Lineage: Eukaryota; Fungi; Ascomycota; Eurotiomycetes; Onygenales; Onygenaceae. The record is from RefSeq and is a predicted model, not a curated record.
CUUUAAACAGCUUUGUGAAAAUGGCGGAUUCUGUAAUGCUGCAAUCAGCAGUACGCCUGCCGACUCCCCCUCCGGGAACCUCCUACGCGCCACAAGCUGUAUCGUCUCGAAAACGUUCGCCAUCGUCGCGUUCGCCUUCACCAGACCGCCGACGCCCUGCCCCCCACGAUUCUUCUCGAAAUGGGCCCCAAACCGAUCUCGACCGCGAAACUGAAAGGGAUCGUCAAAUGGCCGAGAGAUUCCGUCAGUUUAAGAAGCCCGAUGGCCCCUUGAAGCCUCUCACGGAUGAGGAAAAACAAGCUGCGGCAAAAGCUGAAUAUGAGAAGUUACUGGACAUGCGCUCUGGAGGCACAUAUAUACCUCCUGCGAAACUUCGCGCUCUGCAGGCGCAGAUAACCGAUAAAUCGAGCAAAGAGUACCAGCGGAUGGCUUGGGAAGCCCUAAAGAAAUCCAUUAAUGGGUUGAUCAACAAAGUCAACAUCUCUAACAUCAAAUACAUCGUUCCAGAGCUUUUUGGAGAAAAUCUUGUUCGUGGCAGGGGUCUCUUUUGCCGAAGUAUAAUGAAAGCGCAGGCUGCCAGUUUGCCCUUCACGCCGAUUUAUGCUGCUAUGGCGGCUAUCGUUAACACCAAACUACCGCAGGUCGGACAGCUAUUGCUUACCCGGUUGAUUGUCCAGUUUCGUAAAGCGUUCAAGCGAAACGACAAGGCUGUGUGCAUUUCCUCAACGACUUUUAUCGCUCAUCUAUGCAACCACCAGGUUGCCCACGAGAUCAUCGCUGCGGAAAUCUUAUUUCGCCUUCUUCAUAAACCUACCGAUGAUAGCGUGGAAAUUGCUGUCGGCCUUACCAGAGAGGUUGGACAGCAUUUGGAGGAAAUGAAUCAAGCCAUUGCUCUCGCGGUGUUUGACCAGUUCAGGCAUAUCCUUCACGAAGCGGACAUCGACAAGCGUGUGCAGUAUAUGAUUGAGGUUCUAUUCCAAGUCCGAAAGGAUCGUUUUAAGGAUAACCCUGCCAUCAAGGAUGAACUUGACCUUGUGGAAGAGGAGGAUCAGAUUACACAUUGUCUUGGUCUUGAUGAUGAGCUCGAGGUCCAAGAUGGUCUCAACAUAUUCAAAUUUGACCCACAGUGGGAGGAGCACGAGGAGGCAUAUAAGAAGCUUAAAGCCGAAAUAUUAGGAGAAGGAAGCGAUGACGAGGAAGAAGAUGGAUCCGACAUAACAUCGGAUGAAGAUGAGGAGGAUGAGGAAGAGCGACAAAUGGACAUUAAAGAUCAGAGCAACACCGACCUGGUCAACCUACGACGAACCAUUUAUCUUACUAUCAUGUCCAGCAUCGACUUUGAAGAAUGCUGUCACAAGCUCAUGAAAAUCAAUCUACCGCCUGGCCAAGAAUCUGAGCUGCCUUCUAUGAUUGUCGAAUGUUGCUCUCAGGAACGAACAUAUUCUAAAUUCUACGGACUCAUUGGAGAGCGCUUUGCGAAGCUCAAUCGCCUAUGGGCUGACCUUUUCGAAGCAGCUUUUGCGAAAUACUAUGACACAAUCCAUCGUUAUGAAACGAAUCGUCUGAGAAAUAUUGCCAGGUUCUUUGGGCACAUGCUUAGCUCUGACGCGAUUGGGUGGCACGUUCUUUCCGUCAUCCAUCUGAAUGAGGACGAGACUACGUCAAGUAGUCGUAUAUUCAUCAAGAUCCUAUUCCAAGAUCUUGCCGAAGUACUAGGGAUGCCAAAGCUCCUAGAACGGCUGAAGGAUAACAUACUUCGACCAAGCUUUGAAGGUAUAUUCCCAACUGACAAUCCUCGCAACACUCGGUUCUCCAUCAACUACUUCACCAGUAUUGGAAUGGGUGUUCUCACAGAGGAAAUGCGUGAACACCUUAAAAAUCUUCCGAAACCGACUUUGCCAGCUUUGCCGGCUCCUGCAGACGAAUCCGAAUCCGAAUCUGUGAGCUCAUACUCAAGUUAUUCAUCAUAUACCGGAUCCUCUCGCUCUCUCUCGAGGACGUCACAGAUCCUAUACACCAAGAUCACGGAGUACUAG